GGCCUGGAAAAGAAAUGGAACGAGGAUGAUUGAGCACGGACCAUCCAUUCAGAAAGGGUAUAGCGUGGGGUGUUUCGAACAGGGGCCAUCCAUCCAUCUAUCCAUCCAUCCAUUUCAUCAAUCUCAACCUUGGAUGUUCGCACAAUCAUGGUUCUCUCUCUUCGUCCUGCGUUCUCUCCGCGGUUCUCAUGUAUUGCUACCUUGCUCCCGCUGCAAGGAAGACGCUAUGAUUAUGAUUCUAGAAAGGCGUGUCAGUGAACAGCUCAUCACUUGCUGGCUGGACAGUAUGGCGGCCCGAUCAGCGCCCUGCACGCUCCACCUGUUCUUCAACCGCGACCUCCGUCGUGCUGGCAUCGGGAAUGGGGUGUCGCAGGCAUACGAAAGAAAGUAGUUAAUGAGAGGCGCUGUGCUGUCCAGACUAUAUCAGGAGCCUCUGUGUGACGCCGUGGGGGGCGGGAUUCUGCGCGGCGCGAGGUAGUUGUUG
Westerdykella ornata is the source of this 484-nucleotide messenger RNA. RefSeq lists its product as uncharacterized. Bases 134 to 391 code for a protein of 85 amino acids. Lineage: Eukaryota; Fungi; Ascomycota; Dothideomycetes; Pleosporales; Sporormiaceae. The transcript has a single exon. The record is from RefSeq and is a predicted model, not a curated record.